Messenger RNA from Rosa chinensis, 864 nucleotides. RefSeq lists its product as uncharacterized. The record is from RefSeq and is a predicted model, not a curated record. The coding region runs from base 45 to 545 and encodes 166 amino acids. Gene Ontology annotation, cellular component: nucleus. Lineage: Eukaryota; Viridiplantae; Streptophyta; Magnoliopsida; Rosales; Rosaceae. The transcript has 3 exons. Gene Ontology annotation, biological process: telomere maintenance.
CUUGUGGCUUUUGGAACUGGUAUUACCGUUGGACUUAUCUUGUCAUGCUGCUAUGUGGUGGGAGUUGUGCAGAGGGAGAACAUGAUUGCCAAGAAUGUGGCUCUUGGCAACCGUCCUGCUCAUUAAUUAGGUUGCCUGUGAAGGUCUUAUUAAUGCUCUUAUUCACCCUCCAAUGUUAUUACCGUGUGCGACAAAUGCUGCAGAAGAGGAUGAUGGUACGCAUAAAAAGGGAACACAAAGGAAAUAGUGGUGAAAUCCAAAACACUAGAUCUUUGAAAAGCGUAAGGCUGAUCAUGACACCACUGAUAGGCAUCAUGUUGAGUAACUGCGAUGUAUCUGUCCGCAUGUCUUGCUUGAACACAUGGUGUUAUCUAUUACCUAGACUUGAUACCUUUCUGAAUGAUUCUUCAAUGAUUAACCGGGUAGUAGACCCUAUGUUUGAAGCAGCUUUUCAACUUGAUCCUAAUGGUUCUGAUUUUGGCAAGGACAAAUCAUUGAAGUUCCUGCAGCUCUGGAUCUAUCGAAGGUUGAUAGAACAGAUCUAAUGAGAAAAUUAGUAUAGUAGUUACAUGUCUAAUGACUGCUGGAUAUAUGUUGGUUGAUCUUUUACCAGUUUUUCUUCAUUCAUUUUCUCGAGCUCUUACUUCACCUGUAGAACUCAAUCCAUUUGCAAAUAUGGAAUAAGCAUUUUUUUUUUUAAUUCCAUUUCUACAGGCCUGGAGGAGUACUAGAUAUUUGUGUGUACAUGUUUGAACUCUACAGGUUAGGCUAUUAGUUUUAGACUUUCAGUUAUGUUAGUUUGCUUGUUUUGAUUUCUCAUACUUUACGGACCAAUUUUCUGUCCGUAAAGUUUGGCCACUUUUU